UCGAUCGAUCAUCACACCACAGCAGCAGCAUGGCUACCACCAGCUGCGCCGUCCUCAUCGCCCUCAUAGCCCUGGCCGGCCUCGCCGACCUGCAGGCCGCCACAGCCGCCGCGAGGCCCGUUCACGCCGGGGAGCACUCUGUGGCGGCGAUGACGACGGAGCACCCAAUGGCGGACGUGGCGGAUCCGGACCUGAACGGGAUGAUGCAGUGCAUGUUCGGGUGCUUCACGUCGGUGAUGAGCUGCGCAUUCGGGUGCAUGGGCAAGGGCCCCGACCUGCCGCUCUGCGUCAUCAGCUGCAACCAGAAGAGCAUCGUCUGCAUGAUCCGCUGCGGCAUCACGCCGUCGCCGCCGGGCCCCAAUCCGCCAACGCCACCCUCGCCCAAGCCGCCGGGCCCCAAGCCGCCCGCGCCCAAGCCGACACCCCCCAAGCCUACACCUGCACCCGGCCCACCACCAUUCGCCGGCCAAAACACCGAGACCUCCCCCUAGACGCCGACAUUUGCCAUGCAUGGCACCAGUAAUAAGGUAUACGAAGUAUAUAAAUUAAAACGAAGCCACGUAUAUCAUGGAGGUACCCAGAUAUAUAUAAAUAGUGCUCGAUCCAUAACUUAUAGCUAAAUUUCACCAAUUAUGUAUCUAGAUGUAUGUUACAAUAGAAACAAUGUCAUAUGAUGACCCACGGUGAUUGUAUUUAUAUUCUAUUCAUGCAAAUAUGUAAUGAUAGCUCAUUUAUAUGUA
Messenger RNA from Hordeum vulgare subsp. vulgare (domesticated barley), 740 nucleotides. Its product is annotated as anther-specific protein RTS-like. The record is from RefSeq and is a predicted model, not a curated record. The coding region runs from base 30 to 491 and encodes 153 amino acids. The transcript has a single exon. Lineage: Eukaryota; Viridiplantae; Streptophyta; Magnoliopsida; Poales; Poaceae.